Messenger RNA from Maniola jurtina (meadow brown), 589 nucleotides. RefSeq lists its product as uncharacterized. Lineage: Eukaryota; Metazoa; Arthropoda; Insecta; Lepidoptera; Nymphalidae. The record is from RefSeq and is a predicted model, not a curated record. Gene Ontology annotation, biological process: sensory perception of taste. Gene Ontology annotation, cellular component: membrane. The transcript is spliced from 4 exons. The coding region runs from base 211 to 588 and encodes 125 amino acids.
UUCAACCGGAAACUAAUCCGAAACGACCGGCGAGACACUCUACACUACUCCAUCAUCAUGUCUUUUUAAAAGCUUUUAGGGUGAGACAAAGAGGGAAGAAGAUUUUCAGUUCCACAGACAAGGAAAGCGAAUUGUUUGUUUCUAACAUAGACAUACAAUUUUCGCUUCGCUUAAGUCAUUCUUCUUGAUGGUUUGGUUGGCCUUUUAGAAAUGGUGACGCUAACCAACUUGAUCAUAAGGCUAAUAAUUGGAACAAUGAUCACCUACUACGAAGCGGGAUGGUUCCCAUUAAUUUCAACAGCUAUGAAAAUUGUGAACUAUACCUCAAUACUUCUGUGUGGGAUAAAUUCCUGCGAGCAGAACUAUACACAAAUUGAUCGAAUUAUCCGAUGUAUUGAUCAUUUACUGACGAACAAGAAAAUACCAUUGGAGGUCUGCGAAGCUUUGAAUGAGUUGCGAGAGCUCGUCAUCACACGGCCGGUCAGCUUCAAUGCAGCGAGCUUCUACACCCUUGACUACCCCACUAUGCUGUCCAUGGCCUCCGCCGUCGUCACUUACACCAUCAUACUGUUGCAGAAUAUGCAAUAAC